AUGGCUGAACUCGACACCCUCGACCUCGUCGUCCUCGCGGCGAUCCUCCUCGGCACCCUUGCGUACUUCACUAAGGGCAAGUACUGGGGCGUCGUCAAGGACCCCUACGCCACCGCCUUUGCCAACGCCAAUGGCGUCAAGGCCGGCCGCACGAGAAAUAUUGUCGAGAAGAUGGACGAGUCUGGCAAGAACUGUGUCAUCUUCUACGGCUCCCAGACUGGCACCGCUGAGGACUACGCCUCGCGCCUCGCCAAGGAGGGCAAGAGCCGCUUCGGCCUCGAGACCAUGGUCGCCGACCUCGAGGAGUACGACUUUGACAACCUCGACACCGUCCCCACAGACAAGGUCGUCAUGUUUGUCCUCGCCACCUAUGGCGAGGGCGAGCCUACUGACAACGCCGUCGACUUCUACGAGUUCAUCACUGCCGACGACGUCGCCCUGUCCGAGGGCAGCGACCCGGCUCUCGGCAACCUCAACUACGUCGCCUUCGGCCUCGGCAACAACACGUACGAGCACUACAACUCCAUGGUCCGCAACGUCGACAAGGCUCUCCAGAAGCUCGGCGCCCACCGCAUCGGCGAGGCCGGCGAGGGCGACGACGGCGCCGGCACCAUGGAAGAGGACUUCCUGGCCUGGAAGGACCCCAUGUGGGCUGCUCUUGCCUCCAAGAUGGGCCUCGAGGAGCGCGAGGCUGUCUACGAACCCACUUUCGGCAUUGUCGACCGCGAGACCCUGACCCGCGACUCUGUCGAGGUCUACCUCGGCGAGCCCAACAAGAUGCACCUCGAAGGCACCUCCAAGGGGCCAUUCAACGCGCACAACCCCUACAUUGCGCCCAUCGCUGAGUCGCGUGAGCUGUUCUCGGCCAAGGACCGCAACUGCAUUCACCUGGAUAUCGAUGUCAGCGCCUCCAACCUCAACUACCAAACCGGCGACCACAUUGCCGUGUGGCCUACCAACCCCGGUGACGAGGUUGACCGCUUCUUGGACGUGAUUGGCUUGACUGAGAAGCGAAACGAUGUCAUCAGCGUCAAGGCUCUUGAGCCCACCGCCAAGGUCCCGUUCCCGACUCCUACGACUUACGACGCGAUUGUUCGCUAUCACCUGGAGGUUUGCGCGCCCGUCUCUCGUCAGUUCGUUGCGACCCUGGCCGCCUUCUCCCCGAGCGACGACAUCAAGGCCGAGAUGACCAGACUGGGCAACGACAAGGAUUACUUCCACGACAAGACCGGCCCCCACUUCUACAACAUCGCUCGCCUCCUCGCAACUGUCGGCAAGGGUCAGAAGUGGACCAACAUUCCCUUCUCUGCCUUUAUCGAGGGCCUCAACAAGCUCCAGCCGCGCUACUACUCCAUUUCGUCGUCCUCCCUGGUCCAGCCGAAGAAGAUUUCCAUCACCGCUGUCGUCGAGUCGCAGAUGAUUCCGGGACGCAACGAGCCUUUCCGCGGUGUUGCGACAAACUACCUCUUUGCCCUGAAGCAGAAGCAGAACGGCGACCCGAAUCCGCAGCCGUUUGGCCAGUCGUACGAGCUCAAUGGCCCGCGCAACAAGUACGAUGGUGUUCACGUCCCCGUCCACGUCCGCCACUCCAACUUCAAGCUCCCUUCGGAUCCCGGCAAGCCCGUCAUCAUGAUUGGCCCCGGUACCGGUGUCGCUCCAUUCCGCGGCUUCGUCCAGGAGCGAGCCAAGCAGGCCCGCGAGGGCGCCAACGUUGGACGCACGCUCCUGUUCUUUGGCUGCCGCAAGAGCACCGAGGAUUUCAUGUACGAGUCUGAGUGGGCGGAGUACAAGAAGGACCUCGGCGACAAGUUUGAAAUGGUGACGGCCUUUUCCCGAGAAACCAACAAGAAGGUCUAUGUCCAGCACCGACUCAAGGAGCGCGCCAAGGAGGUCAACGAGCUGCUCCAGCAGAAGGCCUUCUUCUACGUCUGCGGCGACGCCGCCAACAUGGCUCGCGAGGUCAACGCGGUUCUUGCCCAAAUUAUCGCCGAGGGCCGGGGCGUGUCUGAGCAGAAGGGCGAGGAGGUUGUCAAGCACAUGAGGGCAGCCAACCAGUACCAGGAGGAUGUUUGGUCCUAG
Messenger RNA from Purpureocillium lilacinum, 2079 nucleotides. RefSeq names its product NADPH-cytochrome P450 reductase. Gene Ontology annotation, molecular function: FMN binding; flavin adenine dinucleotide binding; NADPH-hemoprotein reductase activity. Gene Ontology annotation, cellular component: cytosol. NCBI's taxonomy places the organism in Eukaryota, Fungi, Ascomycota, Sordariomycetes, Hypocreales, Ophiocordycipitaceae. The record is from RefSeq and is a predicted model, not a curated record.